AUGGACAUCAGGCAAGCAACAAUCGAGGACCUCCUCGGCAUGCAGAAUGCCAACCUGCUCAACCUCCCGGAGAACUACACCUUCAAGUACUACCUGUACCACGCUCUCACCUGGCCCGAGCUGUCGUACGUUGCUGUCGACCCCAGCGGCCGUAUUGUGGGCUACAUCCUCGCCAAGAUGGAGGAGGAGCCCAGCGCCGAGCCCAGCGGCCACGUCACCUCGAUCUCGGUGUUGAGGCCGUACCGCCGCCUCGGCCUGGCCAACAAGCUCAUGAAGCAGUCGCAGGAGGCCAUGGUCGCGCACUACAACGCCUCGUACAUCACCCUCCACGUUCGCAAGAGCAACCGCGCCGCCAUCUCGCUGUACCGCGACACGCUCGGAUUCGAGGUCCACAUCAUGGAAAAGGGUUACUAUGCCGACGGCGAGGACGCGUACGGUAUGCGUUACAUCUUCCCCAAGAAGGAGGACAAGAAGGAGGAGACUGCGUCGGCAUAG
Messenger RNA from Apiotrichum porosum, 495 nucleotides. RefSeq names its product N-terminal acetyltransferase A complex catalytic subunit ard1. Gene Ontology annotation, cellular component: NatA complex. Lineage: Eukaryota; Fungi; Basidiomycota; Tremellomycetes; Trichosporonales; Trichosporonaceae. The record is from RefSeq and is a predicted model, not a curated record. Gene Ontology annotation, molecular function: protein N-terminal-serine acetyltransferase activity; protein-N-terminal-glutamate acetyltransferase activity. Gene Ontology annotation, biological process: N-terminal peptidyl-glutamic acid acetylation. The transcript has 6 exons. The coding region runs from base 1 to 495 and encodes 164 amino acids.